AUGAUCAGCCCGAACCAAACAGACAUCCAAACUCUACCUGCCGUAAUAAAAGCUGAUGGAAUGGUAUUCAUUUCAGAACUGCCAAUGGGUUUGGAGGAAGAACCUUCGGCUGAUGAAGAUGAUGAGAAGAAGAUCACCACCAGCACUCCACCCUCAUCAAAUAAAAAGGAUUCUAAGAAAGCCACUCACACCACUGUCAAGAAAGAAGUAAAACAUGUUGAGAAGACAGACAGUCUAAACGCUGAUGAAGACGAAGCUAGAAUAGAGAAGGAAUUGGCUGAAAUAUACAAGGAUACCGCAGAUUACAAAAGCGAUAGUUCUGAGGAGAAAGAUGUAGCUUCAGAAACGUCUGUGGAACAGCAUACUGAAGAACCUACCACUACCAAUAAACCUGAUAGCCGAGAGGAAACUGACAAUACUGAUAAACCUGUAGUCAGGCAGAAUUACCGGAAAGCCAACAACUUGAAGUUUGAACCGGACUCGACUCGCAAGUCGGAUGUGGAGAGGUUCCGGACAUCCGUGGACGAUAUCAAUUGUAAUGUCAGACAGAAAUUAGUUGGCAAUCCGCCAACGGAUGGAGCAUUUGACACGUUCAACCACGGAAUUUCAAUAAUAAUAACUACCUUAUGCUUUGUUUUUAUAUGUAUUUAGUUAGCUUAUAUAUUUUCAGAGAUAAAAUAUAUCGAUUCACUUACUAAAUUAUAUAACUCUUUAACUUUUUGACUAG
Helicoverpa armigera (cotton bollworm) is the source of this 727-nucleotide messenger RNA. RefSeq lists its product as uncharacterized. The transcript is spliced from 5 exons. Lineage: Eukaryota; Metazoa; Arthropoda; Insecta; Lepidoptera; Noctuidae. The coding region runs from base 1 to 651 and encodes 216 amino acids. The record is from RefSeq and is a predicted model, not a curated record.